UAGCUCUGUUUGCCAUGCGCGUAUCAACACGGACAAGUUUUAUAUUUAGUCAUCUGCUCCAGAUGAUUUAAUAGUGACUGUACAUGCCGUAACCGCCGCGAGCCGUUCCUCGCGCUCUAGAUUUGCGCAGUUUUGCUUCGCUUGUGAAAUAUACCCACGCCUGAACGGAAGGACACACGUUUGAGGAAAUGAUCGGAUCGUGCGUUUUGCAGAAAGGCAGGAGGAAUGACUUCCUCAAAUAGGAUGGUAAUGCGUGUCUUUGGAGACACAGCGCGCGCGGUGCGCCUCAAGUUCGCCUGACUUUCUGCACUGAAUUCACAAAGCGUUUUGUAUAAUUGCAUAACCGCUGGCGCAAACGAGAUAAAACUGGACCACAUUGUAAUAUGUAGUGAUGCGCGCUGCUUUAAUGAAUCGCAAGACGCUGGACGUCACAGCCACGCGCCUCUCCGUGCCACAGGUGCGCACUAAACUUUGGUUAUUCAUUAUUGAUUAACUGCGGAAAGAAAAGGAGGACCGCGCAGAGGAACAAUUACUCGCACUAUGGAGAUCAUGUCCAAUCAACCUACAGCAGAGGCUGGUGGCGACCACACCGCUGCGGCUUCCAUGUCUGCAGGCGUGGAGAGGUCUGAUGUGACCAGCCCGAGUCCGGUGACCAAACAGAGGUCCCUGAGGGCGGUUUAUGUGCUGAAUGAUGGACUGAAGGCAGUGGCCGCGAACAGCCCAGAAUCCGGGGCGCUCCAGUGUCUCCAGCGCGCCUGCGACGCGGAGAGUGCCAUAUUAACCACAGUGACUUUCGGACGAUUAGACUUUGGGGAGACAACAGUGCUUGAUACAUUUUAUGAUGCAGACAUUGCAGUUGUGGACAUGAGCGAUGUGUUUAGACAGCCCUCCCUGUUUUAUCACCUUGGUGUGCGUGAGAGCUUUGACAUGGCCAACAAUGUCAUCCUCUACCACGACACGGACCCUGACACGGCACAAUCACUUAAGGAUAUGGUGGCACAGAAAAACACAGCUGCAAGGCCAGUUAAAAUAGGCUUCCCAUGGGUCCAGUUGCCUCCCGAGUACAGGGGCUCCGGCCUAAGAAACAAAGCGUCCAGUGGGAACUACUAUUUCAUCCCGUACUUGAUGACACCUAACAACGAGUACUUGUGCUGUGAGAACGUGGCCCAGCGGAGAGCAUCAGAGUACAUGCAACCCAACUGGGACAACCUUCUAGGACCUCUGUGCGUCCCAUUGGUGGACCGCUUCGUCAACUUGCUCAAAGAUAUUCAUGUCACGUCUUGUGCUUCAUAUAAAGACACUCUACUAAACGACAUCCGAAAAGCUCGAGAUAAAUACCAGGGUGAGGAGCUGGCCAAGGAGCUUUCCCGUAUCAAACUCCGCAUUGACAACACUGAGGUUUUGACUCAGGACAUUGUUAUGAACCUGCUAUUCUCCUACAGAGACAUACAGGACUAUGAUGCUAUGGUUAAAUUGGUACAGACCAUUGAGAUGUUGCCCACCUGUGACUUGGCCAUCCAGCCCAUGAUUCAGUUCCACUAUGCUUUUGCGCUCAAUAGGCGGAACAGCCCAGGAGAUCGAGAGCAAGCGUUGCGUGUGAUGUUGCAGGUUCUUCAGUCAUGUGAGCACCCUGCACCUGACAUGUUCUGCUUGUGUGGCCGCAUCUAUAAGGACAUCUUCCUCGACUCUGACUGCAAGGACACCAAGAACAGGGACAACGCCAUCCAGUGGUAUAGAAAAGGCUUUGAGUUGCAGCCCACUCUCUAUUCAGGCAUUAAUCUGGCAGUACUGCUUAUAGUGGCCGGACAGCAGUUUGAGACUUCCAUAGAACUCAGGAAGAUCGGUGUGAGGUUGAACAGUCUGCUUGGCCGUAAAGGCAGUCUGGAGAAGAUGAAUAACUACUGGGAUGUGGGGCAGUUUUUUACUGUCAGCAUGCUGGCUAAUGACAUCCCCAAAGCUGUUCAGGCUGCAGAGAAACUCUUCAAACUCAAACCACCCAUAUGGUACCUGCGAUCAGUCGUCCAAAACCUUCAGCUGAUUCAGCAUUUUAAGAAGCAGAACACUGAACAUUCUCCUCAAAGGGAGAGACUCAACUUCUGGAUGGACAUUAUUGUGGAGGCCACACAAGGAACCACCAACGGCCUGCGUUUUCCGGUGUUGAUUCUGGAGCCAACAAAAGUGUACCAGCCCUCAUACGUGUCCAUUAACAGUGAAGCUGAGGAGAAGAAUGUUUCUAUAUGGCAUGUGUCGCCUGCUGAGACGAAGGGAAUACAUGAGUGGAACUUCACAGCAUCAUCCAUCAAAGGCAUUAGCAUCUCAAAAUUUGAUGAGCGCUGCUGCUUUUUGUAUGUCCAUGACAACUCAGACGACUUCCAGAUCUACUUCUCCACAGAGGACCAGUGUGGAAGGUUCUGCUCCAUGGUGAAGGAGUUGAUCACAGACGGAUCAGGAAAUGCUGUCGAGCUGGAGGGGGAGGGAGAAGGAGAUACCCUGGAGUACGAGUACGACUACAAUGAGAAUGGUGACAGGGUGGUUCUGGGUAGGGGAACUUAUGGAGUGGUCUAUGCAGGGAGAGACCUGAGUAACCAGGUGCGCAUUGCCAUCAAAGAGAUCCCAGAGAGAGACAGCAGGUAUUCCCAACCACUGCAUGAGGAAAUAGCCCUCCACAAAUACCUGAAACACAGGAACAUUGUUCAGUACCUGGGCUCGGUGUCAGAGGAUGGAUAUAUUAAGAUCUUCAUGGAGCAAGUCCCUGGAGGGAGUCUGUCAGCGUUGCUACGUUCAAAGUGGGGUCCUUUAAAAGAAGCCACCAUAAUCUUCUACACUCGGCAGAUCUUAGAAGGACUUCGCUAUUUGCAUGAGAACCAAAUCGUUCAUCGGGACAUCAAGGGAGACAAUGUCUUAGUCAACACCUACAGUGGAGUGUUGAAAAUCUCUGACUUUGGCACAUCCAAGAGGCUGGCUGGAGUCAAUCCCUGCACAGAGACUUUCACUGGCACGUUACAGUAUAUGGCCCCUGAGAUCAUCGAUAAAGGUCCUCGAGGUUACGGGGCACCUGCUGAUAUCUGGUCCCUGGGUUGCACUAUCAUAGAGAUGGCGACAGGCAAACCUCCUUUCCAUGAGCUGGGAGAACCACAGGCUGCUAUGUUUAAGGUGGGCAUGUUUAAGAUCCAUCCGGAGAUCCCAGAGUCUCUUUCGUCAGAGGCCAAAUCCUUCAUCCUUUCCUGCUUUGAGCCUGACCCAAAUAAACGAGCGACGGCUGGGGAUCUGCUCAAGGAUCCAUUCCUGCGUCAAAACAUCAAAGGCAAAAAGAACAAGAUCGCUUUCAAACCCUCAGACUACAUCCGCAGUGUUUCAUUGCCAGUACAGCUGCAGACAGAGGCUACAGGGAGCAGCAGCAGUGAACCGGGCUCCGUGUCUCCAGACUGCGACUCCAAACAAGACGUGUUCUUCGAGAAGAAAAAACGCUCUAGCUCAGAGAACCUCAUCAAACCACCCAACUCAAACUUCCUCAGUGUUCCAGAUGAGAGUCCUACAGCAGAAGACCGCAGCUCCCCAGCCUCCUCUGAGAACAGUGACUCUGGCCUCUUCCUGCUAAAGAAAGACAGUGAAAGACGUGCCAUACUCUACAAGGUCCUCAAUGAGGACCAGGAUAAAGUGACCUCCAACCUCAUGGAGAACCACAUCCAGGGUCAGGAGGAGCUGAAGUUGUCGGUGGACCACAUCAAACAGAUCAUCUGCAUCUUACGGGACUUUAUACGAUGCCCUGAGCGACGUGUCAUGGCAACUACCAUCUCAAAACUCAAACUAGACCUGGACUUCGACAGCACGUCAAUCAACCAGAUCCAACUGGUUCUGUUUGGUUUCCAGGACUCUGUAAAUAAAGUGUUGAGGAACCACCACAUUAAACCUCACUGGAUGUUUGCCAUGGACAACAUUAUCAGACGGGCUGUACAGGCAGCUGUUACCAUUUUAAUUCCAGAGCUGCAGACACAUUUCGGGCCUGCGUCAGAAAGUGAAGGUGCAGAUAAGGACGCAGAUGAAGUAGAUGAAGAGGAUGAUGGGGACUUUGGAUCAGUGGCUCGUACGACGCAGGAAGAUCAAGCCCUCACGUCUGGAGUCAGCACCCUUAGUUCAGUCAUAUCCCAUGAGGCUCAGCGGCCACAGCACCCGCUGGGAGCCCAGCUUGGACGCCUCAAACAGGAAACCAGCAGGCUGCUUGAAGAACUGGUACAGAAGGAGAGAGAAUAUCAGCAGGUACUGAGACAGACUCUCCAACAGCGGGUACACGACAUUGAGCUUAUCAGGCUAAGACAGCAGCCUGCAACAGAGACCUCCUCAACCCCGUCUAUAUUUCACAUCGCUACACAUCCAGAGCCUGACAAGAAGCUCACUGACUGGCUGAAGGAGCAGGGUGCCGACUCUGAGACAAUAGACAAGUUUGUUGAAGAAAAUUUUACACUCGGUGAUGUUCUUUGCGAUGUUACUAAAGAAGACCUGCGCUGCCUGAGGCUUAGGGGAGGAUCGAUGUGUCGCAUCUGGAAAGCCAUUCAGAGACACCGUAAUAAAGGGCUUAGAAAGGUCAAAAAUGACGAGGGAAAUUCAGAAGGAUGAAAGCAGCAGGAAGUUGCCGUUGACCGACACCUGAGCCAGCAUAAUACAUCCCUAUAAUGAGAGACCCUUACUGGCUCAAACCUUGUAAUUAUGUCAUGCUCUGCCCCAGUUGGACAUGUUUACUUGUCUUUCCGCUAUGACCUAAUGUUUUUGUGCUACUUUUAGUAUAUGUUUUCAACCUCUCUGAGAUUUACAUCUCAUUUCCAUUUGAUUUCAAUAGGAAAACCCAUGAGGAUGUAAAUGGCUCUAUCUAGGAAAGACUGCACUUUCCGCUUUAUUACAUUGCCAGGCCAGGAAGGGUCAUCUGACCCUCUCCAAGUAACUUGGGAAUGGGUCUAAGACAGCAGAGCAAACGGUGUUACCUACUUAACGUAGGACUUCAGAUCAUGCCAUUUUAAAUGAUAGAAAAUCUAUCUAAGUUUCUAUUUGUUUUAUCUUAACAAGUCUGGAAAAAUGUGUUAUUCAUAUUACAUUUUUUGAGGGACUGUCUGGACAAAAUGACCACAGACCUCUCGGACCAGGGCUAAGGAGCCUCUUUUAGAUGUAUUUUAAUAAGUUUGAAUGUAAUUACCCCAGUAUGUAGAUAAAUAAACAUGAACUAGUCAUAACGUUCAGUUGCAACUUGAGUAGCACUCGAUACUUGUACUUCAAGUGUUGCUUGACUGUCAUUUUUUAUAAAAAUGUGCAAGACCAGUCUUGCUAAAUGCAAACCGUGGUUUUCUUAAACCGCCCAUCCACGUUCCACAAACAUGUAUCCACUUUCAGUUCGAAUUCAGGUUCAUUCAGUCUUUCUACAGUCUGUUACAGAUCUAUGUCAUGAGCUGAAGAUAGAAUGGAUCAAAGCACCGAAAGUGCUUGUCCCAGGUUCACAGAUUCCAUAUCUAUGAUUUGUUUGAUGAUUUUUGUUUAAUGUUUCAGCUGCCGUGUUUGAAUGUUUAUGCAUUGAAUGCGUUGAUCUGUUGUGGGAACGGUAGCACUUUGAGCACCAAUGUUCCAUCUAAGCUAUUUAUAUUAUUUCUUUGUGUGCAUCGAAAGUAAUGUGAUGAUGAAAGAUGUCUUUCUCUGUCUUUUCACUUAAAUGAUUUGUAAACUGGAUUUUCAGGCUGCGUCUGAGACAAAAUGCCAACUUGUUUCUCUGAAUUGCAAAACACUUCAGGUGAAUAAAGUUCACACUCCUGAGCCACUGUAAUGGCUGAAACAAUUUGUUUUCCCAUAAAAUGUCACAUGGGAGUUAUUAAAAUAUAUGGCAUAGUUUAAGCUAUGAAAAAUGUUGCAAUCGCUGGGAACGUUGUCAAAAGGAAAAGACAUUUGAAAUCUAUAAAGACUGAGAAAUAAAUGGAAAUGUAUUAUUUUAUAAGGACCUAAACAUUGUUACUGUAACAUUGCCUGUUCUGUAUCAUGUAAAGGAAAAUGUGUUUUCUGUAAAUUUUCAAAUGUGUCUCUGUGGUGUUGUUUUUUGUGAUUGAGCUUGCUGUUUUAGAUCCAAUAUUAAUAUAAUGCUUUCCGUCGGUGACAUAAUGUGAUUUGAUUUCA
Onychostoma macrolepis is the source of this 6147-nucleotide messenger RNA. RefSeq names its product mitogen-activated protein kinase kinase kinase 15 (gene map3k15). The transcript is spliced from 30 exons. The record is from RefSeq and is a predicted model, not a curated record. Gene Ontology annotation, biological process: protein phosphorylation; MAPK cascade; cellular response to stress. Lineage: Eukaryota; Metazoa; Chordata; Actinopteri; Cypriniformes; Cyprinidae. Gene Ontology annotation, molecular function: ATP binding; MAP kinase kinase kinase activity. Bases 541 to 4614 code for a protein of 1357 amino acids.